Arachis ipaensis is the source of this 466-nucleotide messenger RNA. The record is from RefSeq and is a predicted model, not a curated record. NCBI's taxonomy places the organism in Eukaryota, Viridiplantae, Streptophyta, Magnoliopsida, Fabales, Fabaceae.
CUCCUCCUCCAUCCUUCUAACGCAGACACUCAGGACGGCAGCAGCGGUGGUGAGUUCGUCGUCCCUCUCAUGGCGCCUUCGCGAGUCCUAGCUACGGUGUUGCCUUGCUCUUCUCCCGCUUCUUCUUAUUCUCCUUCUUCGCCGUUGCAUCUUCGUCUUCCCAAGCCGCCUAUUCCCGCUUCGCUUUCCGGUGUUGCUGCUGUUUCAGCUUCCGCUACGUCACCAAACGGCACCGUUUUGAAGAGGAAGAGGCCUGCUAGGCUUGAUAUACCUGUUAGCUCAUUGGCCUUUGGGAUUCCGCCCACACCCUCUGCUGCGGCGCCGCGUGAUGUUGUGGAGGAGGAGCGUGAUGCCUUCUCAGUUUAUUGCAAGAGAGGGAGGAGGGAGUACAUGGAAGAUCGCUACUCUACUGCUGGUAACCUACGCGGACAAUAAAAACUGGUAACAAAAUUUUACUUUUUCUUUU